AUGUCAAAUGCUAAUUCUGAAGCAAUUGCUGCAGCAAUUCCUCAUCAAAAUGCAAGAGAGAAGCCUAUGAGCAAGCCAUCUCCACCAUUUCCUCAGCGCUUUCAAAAGCAGCAACAAGAUGGUCAAUUCCGAAGAUUUUUAGAUGUCUUGAAACAACUUCACAUCAAUAUACCGUUGGUGGAAGCUUUGGAACAAAUGCCCAACUAUGUGAAGUUCUUGAAGGAUAUUUUAACCAAGAAGAGGAGACUUGGAGAAUUUGAAAUGGCGGCCUUGACUGAAGGUUGUACUGCUAUAUUGAAGAAUAAAAUUCCUCCUAAAUUGAAAGACCCGGGCAGCUUUACAAUUCCUUGUUCUAUUGGUGGUAGAGAUGUUGGUAGAGCACUUUGUGACUUUGGGGCUAGCAAGAUUGAAGAUGUACUUGUGCAAGUUGAUAAAUUUAUUUUUCUGGCGGACUUCAUUAUUCUUGAUUAUGAAGCAAAUAGAGAUGUUCCAAUAAUUUUGGGAAGACCAUUUCUUGCCACCGGAAGGACUUUGAUUGACGUUAAAAAAGGAGAGCUUACUAUGAGAGUGAAUGAAAAACAAGUGACCUUUAAUGUGUUCAACUCUAUGAAGUUUCCGGAUGAGAUUGAGGAAUGCUCUUCUUUGAGUGUGACUGAUACUAUAGUGGCUGAAACAUUGCUAAAAGAAACUUGUAAAGAUGGAUUGGGAGUGAUUUCACUUGAUGAGCUUGAAGAAAUGAGUGAAGAGGAAGAGACCCAAGUUACAUGGGUGGAAUCCAAGUAG
Messenger RNA from Humulus lupulus (European hop), 783 nucleotides. RefSeq lists its product as uncharacterized. The record is from RefSeq and is a predicted model, not a curated record. The transcript is spliced from 2 exons. Lineage: Eukaryota; Viridiplantae; Streptophyta; Magnoliopsida; Rosales; Cannabaceae. The coding region runs from base 1 to 783 and encodes 260 amino acids.